GCAUUUAGAGAGGAAGGAAAAAAAUAAGGAGGCAAGUCUUGAUAUUCCCAUUUUUUUGUUUAGUUUUUAGAACAGAGACGGGAAGGAAGCAAGAAGGAAGAGGUUCUUCAGACAGUAGGUUCUCUGAGGGAGGACCACCGGACAGCAGUGCGCCAAAGAGAUUAAAGUGAAAGCUUUGGGAGACACAAUGGCCAGGAGGAGAGGCAAAAAGAGUUCUGUGAAGAGAAAGAGAGAUCCUGAGGAGAAAGAUGUUCCCAGGGAGGCUUCAAGUGAAGUAACCACCCCAAAGGGAAGUCACAGUGAAGAGACAGACGAGGCCAGCUCAGAGCAAGCUUCCAAGCUCGACGAGAUAUCUGGACCGCCAUUUAAGUGCUUCGACUGUGGCAGAAUUUGCUCUCAUAAAUCUGCUUUGGUUGUACACUUGAGGUCCCACACAGGAGAGAAGCCAUUUCCAUGCACCGUUUGUGGGAAACGGUUCCGUUCCAGAGGAAAUCUCAACCAACAUGAGCGAAGCCAUUCAGGAGAGAAACCACACCCCUGUUCAGUUUGUGGGAAACAGUUUCGCUCCAAGUCAGCCCUGAUUAAACAUGAAAAAAUCCACUCUGGUGAAAAGCCACAUGCAUGUCCAGAUUGUGGGAAAAGAUUCCUUUCUAGAGUACAUCUAAAUAGGCACCAAAAAAUCCAUUUAGGUGAGAAGUUGUUCACCUGCUUAUACUGUGGGAAAGCCUUUAGACAAAGAGACAAUCUUAAUACCCAUGAGAGAAUCCAUACAGGCGAAAAACCAUAUACAUGCAUUGACUGUGGGAGAGGCUUCAACUGUCAGUCCAAUUUUAAAAGGCAUCAGAAGAUACACACAGGUGUGAAACCGCACCCAUGCUCAGUUUGUGGGAAAAGAUUCAGAAGUAGUUCUGAUCUUAUACUCCAUGAGAGAAUCCACACGGGUGAGAAACCUUAUGAAUGUUCUGACUGCGGCAAAUCCUUCAGUUGCAGCGCCAAUCUCAUAACUCAUGGUAAAAUCCAUGAGAGAGAAAAACCUUAUAAAUGUCUGGAAUGUGGCAAAUAUUUGAGUAACAGCUCUGAUUUUGUAAAACUUCAGGGGGCGCAUAAAUACAAAUGCUCAGACUGUGGGAAGAACUUCAGCGAAACCUCAGCCCUUGAGAUACAUGAACAAAAAAACACAGGUGAGAAACUGUUUGCAUGUUCACAUUGCAGGAAAAGGUUUAACUGUAGGUCUGACCUCAUUAUACAUGAAAGAAUUCACACAGGAGAGAAGCCAUAUGAUUGUCCAACGUGUGGGAAGGACUUUAAAUCAAAGCGUGAACUCCGUCAACAUGAGAAAACCCACACAGGAGAGAAGCCAUAUGAUUGUCCAACGUGUGGGAAGGACUUUAAAUCAAAGCGUGAACUCCGUCAACAUGAGAAAACCCACACAGGAGAGAAGCCAUAUGAUUGUCCAACGUGUGGGAAGGACUUUAAAUCAAAGCGUGAACUCCGUCAACAUGAGAAAACCCACACAGGAGAGAAGCCAUAUGCAUGUUCCUACUGCAAAGGUACAUUUACUUCAAAGCGUGGCCUCAUUCUACAUGAGAUGCUCCAUACUGGAGAGAAACCAUAUCAAUGUUCCCACUGUGGGAAGCAUUUCUCACAAAAAUGUCGGUAUGCUGUGCACGUGAGAUUGCAUUUGGCAGAAAACCCCUAUGCUUGUUCAGAAUGUGGGAAAAGCUACAAAGAUCCUUUCUACCUCCGGCAACAUCAGAAGAUUCACACGGGUGAGAAUCCAUAUAAAUGCUCAGAGUGUGGGAAAAAUUUCUGUGCAAAGCGAGAUCUCCAGUCUCACCUCAGAAUCCACACAGGAGAGAAACCCUACCUGUGCUUUGAAUGUGGGAAAAGUUUCCGGAUCAAAUACCAGCUUGUAGUUCAUCAGCGAUCCCACAUGGGACAAAGACCAUACAAAUGUCAAAACUGUGGGAAAGGUUUUGCUGAAAAUUCAAACCUUGUGAUUCACAAGAGAGUCCAUACAGGGAAGAAACCAUAUAAAUGCCCAAAGUGUGUGAAAUGUUUUGCUCACAGUUCACAGCUUGUGCUCCACCAGAGAAUCCAUAAAGGGGAGAAACCAUGCAAAUGCCAGGAGUGUAGAAAAUGCUUUACUCAAUAUUCAAACUUUAUGAGCCACCAGAGAGUCCAAACAGGAGAGAAACCAUAUAAAUGCCAGGAGUGUGGGAAGUCUUUCAAAAAGAGGUCAGCCCUUCUCACCCACGACAGGACCCACACGGGAGAGAAACCCUAUAAAUGUUCGGACUACUGUGGGAACAGCUUCAGCAACAAAUCCAGCCUGACGAGACACAAGAGGAAACACACCGGCGAGAAGCCCUUCUGUUGCUUAAACUGUGGGAAAAGGUUCAGCCAGAGUUCGAGCCUCAUCAGGCAUAUGAGAAACCACACGGGCUUGAGACCUUACAUAUGCUCUGACUGUGGGAAGAGCUUCAAGCAGAGUUCGAGCCUUCUGGUCCACGGGAGGACCCACACGGGGGAGACGCCGUACAGCUGCUCCAUCUGCGGGAAACGCUUUUCUCAAAGUUCGAACCUGGUGAAACACGAGAGGAUCCACACCGGAGAGAAGCCCUACCGAUGCCCAGACUGUGGGAACACCUUCAGUAACAAAUCCAGCCUUAUGAGACAUAAGAGAAACCACACGGGGCAGAAACCGUAUAAAUGCUCGCAGUGCGGGAAAAGAUUCAAGCAAAGUUCUGGGCUUCUUAAGCACGAGAGAAUCCACGCACGGCAAAGCCUGUUGAAAUACGCCGACCCUAACAAGGGCUUCAACUCCAGUCCCAGUUUGACCCCACAUGGGAGAACCCACACAGGGGAGUCCGUAUGAAUUGCUCACUGUAUAUAAAAGAAGUAGGGUUUUUUUAUACUGUAUGUUCAAAUCUUCUUUUAAAUGAGAUAAUGAUGGGUGGUGUGGACAGCUUGGCUUGUGAAGGCCUGGACAACCUGUGACCCGGCGUCUGUCAACUAUUUGACUAAAAUAUGUUUGUUUUUAUUGUCACAAACAAAAGAACAACUACAGUGGU
Messenger RNA from Pogona vitticeps (central bearded dragon), 3074 nucleotides. The record is from RefSeq and is a predicted model, not a curated record. Lineage: Eukaryota; Metazoa; Chordata; Lepidosauria; Squamata; Agamidae.